Oreochromis aureus is the source of this 3804-nucleotide messenger RNA. RefSeq names its product cadherin-related family member 1-like. The transcript is spliced from 18 exons. NCBI's taxonomy places the organism in Eukaryota, Metazoa, Chordata, Actinopteri, Cichliformes, Cichlidae. The coding region runs from base 163 to 2754 and encodes 863 amino acids. Gene Ontology annotation, molecular function: cadherin binding; calcium ion binding. Gene Ontology annotation, biological process: homophilic cell-cell adhesion. Gene Ontology annotation, cellular component: catenin complex; plasma membrane. The record is from RefSeq and is a predicted model, not a curated record.
GAGAGAGGGAUGCGUCACUGGAUUAGUGCCUGAGACGCUGUCCCAGCCUCUUCCUACUUCUGAGCCUGCUGAGACGCCUCAAGAAGGGCACGACACUCACUGCUCGCUUUCCCUCCACCAAGCCUUCCACAUGAGCCAGCCAAGCCUUACCUCCCCACCAGGAUGAAGAAAGAAAAGAAAACGCAUGCUUUACUGUUUCUCCUUAUGCUUCACUUCACCUCGGCAAGGCAAUCAGACUAUGCUCCAUAUUUUUACGAUAAUGGUCCCAGCAGUACAAAUGGAAAUAUGGCCUUGUUCAGCAUCUCUGAGGAUACACCCGUUGGAACACAGAUAUACAUCUUGAAUGGCACAGAUCCGGAGGAAGAUCCAGUACGAUAUGGUCUUACUUUUGAAAAGGGCUCUACAGAAUAUUUUAGAGUGGACCCAAAUUCAGGAAAUGUGACUCUAAUUCAGGAGCUCGACAGAGAGAAACAAGAUGAAAUCUCAGUGCACGUGAGCAUAACGGAUGGCCGUAAUAAAGUUGUUGAGACAGUGAGAGUCUUUGUCACGGAUACCAAUGAUGAGCCACCUGAAUUUCAAAAUUUGCCUUUUAUUAUUGAUAUUCCAGAGGACACUGCUCCAGGAAGUAGCAUCUACAGAGUCCAAGCAGUGGAUAAAGAUAUGGGCUCAGGAGGAAGUGUUUCCUAUUAUCUACAGACCUCCCCAUUCACCAAGUUCACCAUUGAUGGACACAGUGGGAUCCUCAGAGUCAAACUCGGUGAGACUUUGGACUUUGAGACCACACCAACGCAUUUUGUGACAGUAGUUGCAAAGGAUGGAGGUGGAAAGUACAAGGGGAAGCAUCAGGUGUUGACCUCCACAGCCACAGUAACAAUUAAUGUUAUUGAUUCCCAAGACAUGCCUCCAUACUUUGUAGGAACACCAUAUUUUGGAUACAUCUAUGAAGUCUCUGUCCCUGGCUCUGAAAUAUACACAGUGUACGCUAAAGAUGGUGACCAAGGCAAUCCUAACCCGAUACAUUAUUUCAUUAUUAAUGGUAGUGAUGGUGUGUUCGACAUAAAUAGCACAAGUGGUUGCAUCACCCUGACAACUUUUCCAUCUUUGCUGAAAAAUGAGCUGUAUGAAAUCAAAGUCAAGGCAUCUGAGGUAGGCCCAAACAAUGAGCUCCAGGACUAUGAUGUUACCACAGUGACUGUCCGUGUGGUUGAUCUCAACAACCAUCCCCCAACCUUUUAUGGAGAAAAUGGGCCACAGAACAAAUUUGAAGUCACCAUGUACGAGCAUCCACCUGCAGGGGAGAUCCUCCGCGGCUUCAAGAUCACAGUCAACGACUCUGAUCAGGGAGCAAAUGCCAAAUUUAAACUGAGGCUAGUUGGGCCGAACCGAGUGCUUCGUGUGGUUCCCCAGACAGUCCUGAAUGAAGCACAGGUGACCAUCAUUGUGGAAGACACAUCCGGCAUCGACUAUGAAAAGGGGCCAACUCUCUCUUUUAAGCUCCUGGCGGUGGAGAUUGACACUCCUGAACGGUUCAGUGCAACAGCGGACAUAGUGAUCAACCUGCUGGACACAAAUGACAACAUCCCUAAAUUCACAUCUGAGUAUUACAUCGCCAGGGUCCCUGAGAACUCUCCUGGAGGCUCCAGUGUUUCAUCUGUAACAGCAAAUGAUCCAGAUUCCGGGUCUUGGGGUGAAGUCAAAUAUACGAUUUAUGGAUCAGGAUCUGAUUUGUUUUCCAUUAGCGCUUCAUCAGGCCUCAUCACCACACAGCCCUGGACCAGCCUGGAUGCAGAGGUCAGGUCAAAGUACAACUUUUAUGUCAAGGCUGAAGAUUCAGAGGGGAAGUACAGCUUGGCUGAAGUCUUUGUCACAGUCACUGACAUGAACGACCACGCUCCAGAAUUUGAUGAAGUGCUCGUGGAGAAGACGAUGAUUAUUGGCACGCCUGUCAAAGUAGAGGCCGUGGAUGAAGAUGCGGAGUCUCCAAACAACGUCAUUGAAUACUCCAUCAUGACCGCAGAUCCUGACAAUGCAUUUGACAUCAAUGCCGACACUGGCGAGAUCAAGCUGAAGCCUUAUAUUAAGUCUAUGGAGAUUGUGCAGAACAUCACCAAGCAGAAGGACUGCAAGUGGUCUGUGGUGGUCCAAGCCAGGGACCGAGGCUCUCCGUCCUUCAGCACCACAGCUGUGAUCAACAUCGAUAUCACAGAGGCGACUCCUCUCAAGGGGCCUAUGGCAGCCUUUUUAAUGAAAAGUAGGGACAAUCCUUUAAAAGCUCUAGGCAUGGUCACUUUUAUCAUUAGUGUUUUGGUAGGAGUGACUGUCUUGAUCUCUACGGCUAUGUACAUGCGCAACUCAAAGUCCAACAGGAUCAUGCCAGCACGCCGCAUCAUUAAGAGGCGACCCAGGGACCAGCAGCCGUGGACCUUCAAGAUGCCUGUUAUCAAAUUCACCAACCCUGGAGAAAAGUUCCUCAUCACUGACCCGGAGAGCAGCCCCCAGCAGGAGAUAGGCAGCCCCCGGCUGAAGCCUCCACCUCCCAUUGCUCCCUGUCUUCCGCCUCCACCUCCCUCUAACGCACGGCCCAAUGAAAGGCCACGUGCAGUCCCAACAAUAUCUGGCGCACUGGCAUCCAAAGGCUCCAAGAAGGCUAAGUCCAGCCGGCGUAAGGAGGGAAACAUCAGCUCUGCUUUAGUGUCGGAGCUUAAAAUGAAGCUUGAGCAGAAAAUACACGAGAACAACCAAGGUUAUUAUUAACUUUAAUGCACAAAUGUCUUCUUUGAUGGCUCUUAACUCAUUUCAUCCGAGUUCUGUGUGAUGAUGAGGUUACGUGAGCCUACCUUUGUGUUAUUUACAAGGAAACAAAAGAAGAGGGUGGUUUACAUACUUAUGUCUUAAGACAAGAUAGAAGUGGGCUGCAGUGUGUUCUCAGUUGACCUGCUUUAGAUAAAAACAGGAGACAGCUUGAGUCAGCAGUACAGUACUAGAUAAUUCACCACACUGCCAUCUUGAGGAGGAUUAUCAUUUUAACAUUAGGAAAUUGCACCGAGAUGGGAUUACUAAAACCUAAAUACAUAAAUUCACUGCUUUCUGAGUAUAACAUUCACAAGCCUGUAAAAAUUUUAGCACAGGAGUAUAAUUUUCACCUAAUACUGAAAAAAAUGAGUUUUUGUUCAUCAGAGUGUUAAUUGAAAUGUCAUGAUCAUUAAAAUAAAAUCACCAUCACUUGCAAUGGAAGUGCUUAAAGAACCUCUGUACAUAUAUAUCAUUUUACUUUGUCCACAUUGGCCGCUUGAAAGCUGAGAAGUUGCUCUUUUGUAUGAUGAAAAUGUGCCACUGUAGGUUUUCACAGUAAGAGCAUCUUGCUUUUAUUUUGUUGAGUGAGUAAUUGUAGAAAAACGCUUUUAUAUAAGUGGAUAUGGAUCUAUUUUAAGUGUACAGCACUGUAAAUAUGGCAAAAAACCCAGCUGUAUCAUGAUGCAGUAAAUACCGCAAAGUCAAAAUUAGACCAUCUAACUCCUCUUGAAGGAUGUUGUUGAUAAAAAUCAGUCAUAUGCUUGAAAUUUUUGAGCUCAGAUUACUAUUUAUAUAAGCUGCUUGGACACUUUAUUCGUAUGGGUAUUUAAAUGUAGUGUCAAAAAUGUAGGGUCUUUGCACUGCUACUUUUCAUGUUACUCUUAAAUGCCUUCAAAUGUAGGCAAAUACAGUGUCAUCACUGCAAGAAAUAUCACGUUCCUGAUUCUAUCUUAGCUUACUAUUGUAAAUAAGUUUAGAAAAACUAUAUAUCUUACAUAUAAAUAACACUUG